AUGAGCUUGAUACUGGACCGAGAAAGGGUCGUCAUCUUAGGGUCAGGAUGGUCCGGCUUCGUCCUCUCGCGAGAGCUAGAUAAGAAGAAGUUCCAGACAGUCGUCGUAUCACCCAGAUCCUACUUUGUCUUCACGCCUCUUCUGGCAUCCACCGCCGUGGGCACUCUCGAGUUCAGAAAUACGCUCGAGUCCGUCCGUGCUCGUGGCAAAGGUGUGGAGUUCUUCCAAGGCUGGGCUGAUGAUGUCGAUUUCAGCCAGAAGAAGAUUGCCGUGGAGGAGCGGAGUGCUAGGAGACCGCUGCAUGCUUCUGGGAAGGCCUUUGAGGCGUCGAGUAUCACUGAGGCUGAUAUCUCGUACCGGGGUAAGAGGAAGGGCAAGGUCUUUGAGCUGGAUUACGACAAGUUGGUGAUUGCCGUGGGCUGCUACAGCCAGACCUUUAACACUGCGGGUGUGAGAGAGAACGCAUUCUUCUUGAAGGAUGUUAGUGAUGCUAGGAAGAUCAGAAAGCGGAUUCUGGAAUGUUUCGAGGCAGCAUCUUGUCCAACAACUUCGGAGAAGCUCCGUGACCAGCUUCUGAACUUUGCCGUCGUUGGAGGAGGCCCAACUGGGGUAGAAUUUGCCGCUGAGCUCUUCGACCUCUGCCACGAAGACCUUAAGAAGCUCUACCCGCAAUUGAUUCCCCAUAUCAAAAUAUCCAUCUACGAUGUGGCUACCAAGAUCCUCCCUAUGUUCGACGCCUCCCUCGCCAAGUACGCCAUCGACCUCUUCCGCCGCGACGGCAUCCAGAUCAAAACAGAGCACCACAUCCAAUCCCUGCGACCCGGUCUUCCCGGCUCCGACAAUCCCGACAAUGACGGUGGCUGCUUCACUCUGAAGACGAAGGAGGAUGGGGAGGUUGGGGUAGGCAUGUGUGUGUGGUCGACGGGGCUUAUGAUGAACCCAUUCGUGCAGGCUGCUCUGGACGACGUGCACACCUACCCGACCACCUCCGCAACUCUGGCCCCCGGGACGGAAAUGGAAUCUCCAGGAACCGAGAAGUGGCAUCUGAAGCGCCACCCGCGAUCCGGAAACCUGAUGGUCGACGAGCGGUUCCGCGUCAAGCUUACGUCUCGGAGCAGCGCGCCUACUGACCAGAACGUCCCAGAAGCGACGAUGCAGGACGUCUUUGCGAUCGGUGAUGUCUCGGCCAUGGAGAAGACCCAGCUACCGGCUACGGCGCAGGUUGCGAACCAGGAGGCGAAGUGGUUGGGUAAGCGGCUGAACCAGGGUACGCUCACGGAGGGUGCGGGCUUCAACUUCAAAAACCUGGGCGUCAUGACAUACUUGGGGAACUGGAAGGCGGUGAUGCAGGCAGACGAUGGCAAGGGCAUCAAGGGGCGAAUGGCGUGGAUCAUCUGGAGAGGCGCCUACCUGACCCAAACGGUGAGCUGGAGGAACAGAAUUCUGAUUCCAAUCUACUGGUGCAUCAACUGGAUCUUCGGGCGCGAUAUCUCGCGAUUCUGA
Molecule: messenger RNA, 1503 nt
Organism: Drepanopeziza brunnea f. sp. 'multigermtubi' MB_m1
Lineage: Eukaryota; Fungi; Ascomycota; Leotiomycetes; Helotiales; Drepanopezizaceae
Source: RefSeq, a predicted model, not a curated record